UUAUUAGCUUCAUCUUAUUUAGCAACUGAACCUGAAGAAUUAAAUGAUCUUGAAGAUAUUGCUGGAGAAUAUUCAUCCUUGAGCAACACAAUAGAUGAGCUGAAUAAUUACCUAGAUAGAUGGGAGCAACGCCAUGACAACCUGAGAGCACAGAUCCGGGAGGCUCUUAGUCAAGAAGAAAAAUCAAAUCAAGCUACACAGAUCAAUGAGGAAAAGACCAAUGAUGCAGACUCCAACCCUAAAAAUCCUAAUGACAGUAGCCCUGACUCUAUAUGACGUUUUUGUAGUAGAUUUGUCUUUCUGAUUUAGUGUAUAAUAAUCCAGUUCAGUAAAUAAAAGAAGUGUGUAAACAGAAACAUACUGUAUUAUAACCUGGUUUUUAGUCUCACUUGGCUGUGUAGUGUAUUGGUUAAAUCCAAUAUACAUUUGUUUGCAGAAUCUUUUAUAUCUAGCAUUCAGAAUUUAGUUUUCAAAGAGACUUUCUUGGCUGUGCAAUGUUUUGUUAAACUGAAUAUAUGUCAACAAUUACCCAAGUGUAUAUUUUAAAAAUAUUUUAGCAAUUGUCCAAGAUGCUUGCAGUAAACAGUUGUAAUUUGUUAUUCCGGCAAACUUAUAUAAGCUCGAUUCAUUAAGAGAAAUGUACCCACUGCUGUAAUGUAAUCAAGUUCUUAUUUUUAGUUUUUGACAGGUUAAUAAAUCAUAAUGGGACUUCUUUGUAGCAGAAAAUCCUCAGAUGGUGCAAGUUGUGGAUGACUGAA
Molecule: messenger RNA, 758 nt
Organism: Physella acuta
Lineage: Eukaryota; Metazoa; Mollusca; Gastropoda; Physidae
Source: RefSeq, a predicted model, not a curated record